AUGCAGCGACCAAAGAAAUACUCCACAAAGGGUGGUAUUCAACGAGAAGACUCCGACGAUGAACUUGGGUAUGAGGAUCAUCCAUGGGAAUGGAUCUACGACUCAGACGACACCCCUCAGUCGGCAGGGGAUGAGAAUCAAAAUCCACGGAAACGCAAAGCCAGCGCAUUAAACGAAUCGUCGAAAUCUGGAAGCAUCGUGGGUGCCAGAAUGGGCUCGUUCUCUGUUCGUAUUGGCGAUGCAGUACUUCUGAAGUCGCCUGAGCAAGGGAAGGACUGGGUCGCUCUUAUCUGUUCUUUUUCUGAGACGGAUGAGGAUGAUGAGGAUGAAAUGUCGGUUUAUGUCCAGUGGUUCUGCUCUCCAGAAGAGCUGGCGUUUGGCAAGAGAUCCAAGAUUCGUCCAGAUAUUUUGCCCAACGAGUCAUUUAUCACCACCGACUUCAACAUGAACCCUCUCACUGCCAUAAAUGGGAGAGCAACUGUUUUGUCGAAAGAUGCGUUCUUCGAUAAGUAUCCUGGUGGUUCUCCACCGAAGUCGAAGGCAGCCGCAAGUCUUUAUGGUAAGACAAUUCUUUGCCGGCAAGGUGUGAAGCAACGGACUUUGCGGUUCACUGAAGAAUUCGUCUGGGAUGAGAUAUAUAACGGAGCUGAAGAUCUGUUGUCUUUGAUCGAUUGGGUCAAAGACCAGACAAAGGGCAAAAAGCCUCGUCAAGAAGGAGAUCAUGAUUAUGAGGAGAGGAAACAGAUUGAAGGAGAUGAAACACCUGCCACGCCUCGAAAGCGCAAGAAGACAACAGCAGUAUCAACGCCAAAGUCAUCAGUCAAGGUCUCAAAAUAUACUACUCCAACUCACAAGCGAAUAAUGGUGAAAAGGCCCAUUGAGAUCACACCUCUCGGCACCAGGAUUCUCACGCCGAGCCAGUAUGCAUCAACCCCCUACUCACAUGCAAGGACAACUUUACAUGUCUCAGCUGUUCCAACAUCAUUGCCUUGCAGGUCAAAUGAGUUCAGCACGGUCUAUUCGCAUCUCUACUCCGCCAUUGCAGAUGGCUCUGGUGCCUGCAUCUACAUAUCGGGGACACCCGGCACAGGCAAAACGGCUACAGUGCGUGAGGUAGUGGCAUCUUUGCAUCAAGCCGUGGUAGAUGAGGAGCUAGACGACUUCAACUUUGUGGAAAUCAACGGCAUGAAAGUUACAGAGCCUCAUCAAUCAUAUUCAUUACUGUGGGAAGCAUUGAAAGGAGACCGUGUCAGUCCUCACCACGCACUCAGUCUGCUAGAACAAGAAUUCUCGCAUCCCAGCCCACGACGUAUUCCCUGUGUCGUGCUGAUGGAUGAGCUAGACCAGCUGGUCACAAAGAACCAGAGUGUCAUGUAUAAUUUCUUCAAUUGGCCUGCUAUGCGACACUCCAGGUUGAUUGUGCUUGCCGUGGCCAACACAAUGGAUCUGCCAGAGAGAACACUUUCUAAUAAGAUCAGCUCGCGGCUUGGUCUGACGAGAAUAACCUUCCCCGGAUAUACUCAUACACAGUUGAUGGAAAUCAUCUCAUCACGUCUCGAAGGAGUUCCAGGGAACAUCGUCGACCAAGAUGCCAUUCAGUUCGCCAGUCGAAAAGUCGCAGCCGUGUCAGGCGAUGCACGCCGCGCACUAGAUAUCUGUCGACGGGCAGUCGAGCUGGCUGAGCAGUCUCGACCUAAGCCAAUUCUGGAAGCAGGGGAAGAAGCAGAGGAAGACGAAACCCCUGCUGCCAACACGCCCAGCCGCAAAGGAAGAAAUCAGACAAAACAGCCGCAGGACAAACCCGCCCCAGUGGCGGACAAACCGCUCCCGAGAGUGACGAUCGCGACGAUAAAGCAAGCCAUCAACGAAGCCACAUCCUCUCCACUAGCACAACAUCUGCGCUCCGUCUCACUGAACUCGAAACUGUUCCUGGCCGCCGUGCUCGCCCGCCUCCGCCGUACAGGAGUUGCAGAGUCUACUUUUGGUGACGUGGCCAUCGAGGCCAAACGUAUCGCUGACACUGCUGACAGCGGCGUCAUGCACGAAUUUCUGUUGCUCGAUAGCGAUACGGAGAACCGGUCGGACAUUCUGCCUAUGGUCAUGGGUUUGAGUAGUGCGGCGAUGGUGUUGGUGGAUGCAGGGAUCAUCGCCAUGGAGGCUAGAGGCCGAGGUGAGAGAGCUAGUAAGAUCCGACUGAGGGUUGGCGAGGAGGAGGUCAAGAGCGCGUUAAUGGGGGAUGUUGAGGCGAGAGGUUUGGGAUUCGGUGCAUAG
This is a messenger RNA of Exophiala bonariae, 2271 nucleotides long. RefSeq lists its product as uncharacterized. The coding region runs from base 1 to 2271 and encodes 756 amino acids. Gene Ontology annotation, molecular function: ATP hydrolysis activity; ATP binding; DNA replication origin binding. Gene Ontology annotation, biological process: mitotic DNA replication checkpoint signaling; DNA replication initiation. Gene Ontology annotation, cellular component: nuclear origin of replication recognition complex. The transcript has a single exon. The record is from RefSeq and is a predicted model, not a curated record. Lineage: Eukaryota; Fungi; Ascomycota; Eurotiomycetes; Chaetothyriales; Herpotrichiellaceae.